Molecule: messenger RNA, 1998 nt
Organism: Linum tenue
Lineage: Eukaryota; Viridiplantae; Streptophyta; Magnoliopsida; Malpighiales; Linaceae
Source: the annotation of a GenBank genome assembly
UACGGCUUGGCUCGCAGUCGCAGCUCUACGCUUCACCAGUUUCAGUUCUAACUUUCCUUUCAUUUCCCCGUAGAAAGAGUUGGAGUAGCCCACCCAGUAACGGAACAGGCAAACCAUCUCCCUGCGCCUUGCAACCCCGUGGGUAAGAUGGAGAAUCUAGAUGCAAAUCAGCUUCCGGAAGUAGAUGCAAUGCCGGAUGGAUUUGUUGACAGCUCCACGGAGCCUGUGGCUCCUGCAACCCCAACUGUAGAACAAGAGAAGCCACGGAGUCAUGAUACCGAAGAAGAUACAAUGUCUGAUCUGCAUCAUCCUAAUUUGCCAGGACCGCUGGAGCUCUCGAAUGAAUCGACACCAAGUCAUCCUGGAAGUCAGAGAACUGAAAAGACACGGACUUUUCCUGUUCCGCUGUCUGAAUCUGAUGUGUCUGAAGGUUCAGUGCAUGUGAUAGAACUGCCCCCUAAAACAGAAGAAGAUAUAGUAAGGAUCCCUGAUUCAGUGGAUCAAGUUUCUGAAGCUCCCCCUGGAGCAACCAGCAAUGACGCAAAAGAUGGUGUCGACAGUGACAGUCAAAAUUCACAGAGAUCUGUUCAAGCCACUUCAGACAUGCAAAAUGUGGAUGUGAAAGAAAUAUCUUCCUUGGAAAACAUCGGGUUACCAGGGAGCAGAAAACAGGAAACUUCUGAAAAUAAACGUAAGAAUGUUAAAAAGACAUUUAAAGCAGAGAAGGAGUUUCUAGAGUUUACUUUGAAGUAUCAGCAAGUUCUUUCUGAAAGAGAUGCUGCUAUCAUUGUCCGUAAUAAGCUCGAGUCACUGUGUAGGGAGUUGCAACGCCAGAAUAAAGUACUAAUGGAUGAGUGCAAAAGAGUAUCAACCGAAGGACAAAGUUUGAGAUUGGAUCUAUCUGCCAGGUUUCAAGAUGCAAUUAAGGAUGUGAGCAAUAAGCUGGAUGAGCAGAAGGAAGAAAGUCUCUGUCAGUUGAGGGAAAAUGAGAUGUUAAGAACCAAGCUGAAGCAACUUGCUGAGCAGUAUACGCUUUCUGAACAGCAAUUUGCACAGAAGCUAAAACAGAAAAGCCUGGAACUUCAGAUCUCUGAUCUAAAGAUCAAGCAGCAUGAGGAAAAAUUAGUCCAGGAGCAGUCACAGAUGAAAAUUUAUGCUGAACAGGUGUCACAGUUACUAUCAACCGAAAAGAAUUUGAGGUUGCAAUUGACGGCAGAUGGGGAGAAGUUUCAACAAUUCCAGGAAGCAUUAGUGAAGAGCAAUGAAGUUUUUGAAACAUUCAAGCAAGAGAUUGAGAAGAUGGCAAAGUCCAUAAAGGAACUGAAGAAGGAGAACACGUUUUUGAAGAGUAAAUGUGACAAAUCCGAUUUUACCCUUAUUGAGCUCCUCGAGGAGCGGGAAAGAAUGAAGAAACAACUGGAGAAAACCAAGAACCAGAAAGAAAAACUAGAAUCAUUGUGCAGAUCACUUCAGGCAGAAAGGAAGCAGAAUUCUGCUGCCGCUGAUACAACUGCUACAAGCAAUGUCCCUGACCCACUUCCGGAAUGACAGGUCUAUUUGCAGCAGCUCCUUCAACAAAGUUAUGUUCCAUUUUUCUCUGGACAGCUACCCCUCAUUUGACUAGUCUAACUUGAUGGGAUCUGGAUGUAACUGCUUGUAUGCUCUUCUGGAAGCAGUCAAACCAAGCAUACUAGAACAGAGAGUUGAGAGAGAAUGGUCCUUGUUUAUUUAUAGAUGCAUUCUUGCAUAUUUCAGUGUAGUCGGAAUGCGGAAGAGGGAGGAGGUGACAUUGGAAGCCCCUAGCUGGAAAGCGCCCUUCUGUACUGUUGUGUUCUUUUGUAUGUAUAAUCGUCAGCUGGUUGAGUUGCUUGAUUGACGAGUUGGAUUGCUGACCAACUAUCGGCAAUGAAGGAAUCAAGUCAUUUUUAUUCCUGCAUUCUCUUCUUUCAGCGAGAUUAUCUUGAUGGUUAUGCCAUUUUAUUGCAGUUUUCUUUUCUA